AUGAAGACAACAGCUGUGACUGCUACGACAACACGUACUAUGGCACCACCAUCGGAGAUGAUUUCUACGUCGGCUGCUACGAGAAUACAUACCACAACAUUGCCAUCGGGGAUGAUCUCUAGCGUUACAACAACAGCUGAAGAUGAGAGCUUCACAGAGCCGUACGAUAGCGAGGAGAAGAAGCAUGGACGAAAGAGACAUAGUAUGGCAACUCUCCUUAUUGUGGUUGGAGCCAUAGUAUAUGCGAUGCUUCUAUUGCUCAUUCUUCUUGUUCUCACCAUAAUGAGAUUACGAUCAGCUAAAAGACGCCGAAAGCGUCCAAAAGCACAUCAUCGGCGGGCCGAGAGUAGAGAAAAGAGCAAAGAACGCACACCAAUUACAACCGGAACAACUACCGUAGAUCUGUGGAAUGACCCGACAGUAACGCCACAUGACUCGAUAGGAACGCCGGAGCCGACAGUAACGCCACAUGACUUGAAAGGAACGCCGCAUGAGCCGAUGGGAACGCCACAUGGCCCGUCAAUAACGCCACGGUCGAAAGAGUCAGCGGUACAGUUAAAAAGCGAUUAAUAAGACUAAAGAACCGAUGUUGAUAUGUAUAAGUCACCAAUGAUGCUCAUGAUUUUUCGGUAUCACAUAGC
This is a messenger RNA of Cylicocyclus nassatus, 641 nucleotides long. The record is from the annotation of a GenBank genome assembly. NCBI's taxonomy places the organism in Eukaryota, Metazoa, Nematoda, Chromadorea, Rhabditida, Strongylidae.